Molecule: messenger RNA, 987 nt
Organism: Sesamum indicum (sesame)
Lineage: Eukaryota; Viridiplantae; Streptophyta; Magnoliopsida; Lamiales; Pedaliaceae
Source: RefSeq, a predicted model, not a curated record
CGAGCAAUUGCAACAAAGAUCAGAAUGGCAGUAGCAGCUUAUGCCUCUCUACUUUCUCUUUCGCAUGUCUUGGAGAAUAUCCUGCUUCCUGCUCGCCGGACUCGCCUUCAUCUUGACUCGAACCAACUUCAAACCCUGCACCAAAAAGUUCAGUUCUUGCUGGAAUUUCUUGAAGUUGAUUCUGGGAGAAUAAGCCUAGAAAUGGAAGAUCUGGCAAGACAGAUCGCUAUUCUUGCUGAUGAAGCAGAAGAUAUCAUUGACUUACAUGUCGUAUAUCAACUUGGUGAGGGAUCUCGGGAUAAAAGUCAGGAUAUGGCCGCCCUCUCAUCUUUCUAUCAAGAUAUACACAAAGUAAUCCAAAAGAUUGACUCCAUCAUGAACGAGUUGGGGAUGAUCCAAGAGGACUGCACCCAUGUCUCAAAACAACAACCGGCCGUAUCAGUGCCUGAUAGUUCAUCCACAGCAUUUACUUCCAGUGGCAAGAGUAGUACCAGGGUCGGAUUUGAUGAGCACUUGGUUCGAGUCAUGGACGAGCUCACUAGAAAUGAACCUGAUCUCCAAAUCAUCCCAAUAAUUGGGAUGGGAGGUAUUGUAUCUCAAGAAUAUAGUGCUCGGGAAAUCCUUGCGCGCCUUCAUAAUGGUGGAAAAAACCAAGAAAGUAGUGAAACUUUGGCUGAAUUAGGACAAAGAUUGCAUCAAAGUUUAUUUGGUAGAAGAUAUUUGAUUGUCAUGGAUGAUAUGUGGAGUAUCAAUGCUUGGGAUGAUUUGAGGUUGUUUUUUCCAAAUAAUAGGAACGGAAGUCGAAUACUGGUGACCACUAGGAUUUCAAAUGUCGCAAUUUCUUUAGGUUCUCACAACCCUUAUGUGAUGGAUUGUAGCACCCCCUUCGCUACAAUGACUAUAUCUACCCUAAACGUCAUACUUAUAGUAAUCCCUGUGUUCAUAUAUAUACAUUUGCAAAUAAUCAUCUAAUCAAUUUGCAUACGU